Clarias gariepinus (North African catfish) is the source of this 1206-nucleotide messenger RNA. RefSeq lists its product as uncharacterized. Gene Ontology annotation, molecular function: nucleic acid binding. The record is from RefSeq and is a predicted model, not a curated record. Bases 1 to 1206 code for a protein of 401 amino acids. Lineage: Eukaryota; Metazoa; Chordata; Actinopteri; Siluriformes; Clariidae. The transcript has 3 exons.
AUGGCAGAGGGGCCCGAGGAAGAGGAGUUCGUAUGCGUGGUGGAGGAGCUGCAGCAGCAAGAGGACAAAAUCGAGCUCAAGUUCCAAAUGAAAUUCGGGCAACAAUUAUUGACCAUGUCAUCAAUCAUGGCUUGUCCUUUAGAGAGGCUGGAAAAAGGGUCCAGCCCAUUUUGGGUCGGAGCACUGUGGCAUCUAUUUGUCUAUUUAUGUGACUGUCAUACUGUAAUGUCAAUUUUGACAUGCUUUUUGCUUUUACUUUAUAGAAUCCACACAUUACCACACACUGGUGGAAGAGGAAAGAUAUUUGGUAUUGAACAGGAGUCUGCCAUUGUAGAUAUGGUAGUGGCAAACAAUGCAAUCAGACUGCGUGAAAUCCAGGCAGCAGUAAUUGCAGAUCAGGGAGUAUUUAGAAAGAUAAACAGUGUGAGUUUGGCAACUAUAAAUCGAGUCCUUAAACGAAACCAUGUUAGGAUGAAGCAGCUGUACAGAGUUCCAUUUCAAAGAAACUCUGACAACGUAAAGGAGGCACGAUUCCAGUAUGUGCAGAGAAUAAUGGAGUUUGAAGCAGAAGGGACACAUCACAAAUUCAUUUUUGUGGAUGAAGCCGGCUUCAACCUCUGUAAAGUGAGGAGACGUGGGAGGAACAUCAUUGGGCAGAGGGCCACUGUCACAGUGCCAGGUCAGAGGGGUGCCAAUAUCACCAUGUGUGCUGUCAUCUCCAAUGAUGGGGUCCUUUGCCAGAUACCAACUAUUGGCCCAUACAAUACAGAACGCCUCAUCACAUUUCUUGAUGCAUUGAAAGAAAUACUGAUUCCACCCGAAGAGAGAGGGCUGUUGAGGCCUGGCAUGACUUUGUAUGUCAUAAUUUGGGACAAUGUGGCUUUCCACCACUCUCGCCUUGUGAAUGAAUGGUUUGCAGCACAGCCUCGUAUUAUGAUGCAAUUCCUGCCUGCAUACUCGCCUUUUCUGAACCCAAUCGAGGAGUUCUUCUCUGCUUGGAGGUGGAAGGUGUAUGAUCACCGGCCAUAUGAGCAGAUGCCCCUCCUGGAGGCAAUGAAUGCUGGUUGCCUGGCAAUAGGUGCAGAGGACUGUCAGGGAUGGAUACGCCAUGCAAGAAGGUAUUUCCCUCGGUGCAUUGCAAGGGAAAACAUUCAAUGCGAUGUUGAUGAGAACCUGUGGCAUAGUCGGCAAGAACGAAUGGACUAA